GACCUGCUGCGACACUGUGCUCCUCAGCCUCUAAUCUGCUGCCUCCCACUGGGACCUCCGCCCUCCCGCUUCACCGCCACCAGCACCAUGGAUAGCUCCGGGAUGCUCCGCGGGCUGCUGCUCGUCGGCCUGCUGUCCGUCCUGUGCCACGGCCAGGCAUCACGGGAAGUCUCCGCAGAAGACUUUGGAGAGAAGAAACAAGAAGCAGCUGUAGACAGAGACCUGCUAGAGGCACUGGAAGUGCUCCUGGGCAGAAACCAUAAUCAAGUCUCCUCCCCUGAGAAAAGAGGAAGCAUCCCACUGUGCGGGUUGGGGAACCGGUGUGCCAUGAAGUACGGGCCUCGCAUCGGGAAGCUCUGCGACUGUGGAAGAGGAGCCAACUGCAACUCCUACCUCCUCAAGUGCAUCUAAACCGCCCAGGGCUCUCCUUUAGUUUGUCACCUCUGCAGCGCCAAACACAUCCUUCAGCACAGCUCUAAACCAACCCUGUCAUCAUUUAUAGUCAUAGCUGUUGUUAAACAGUUGUCGCCUGAGGAUAA
Messenger RNA from Neolamprologus brichardi, 539 nucleotides. RefSeq names its product cocaine- and amphetamine-regulated transcript-like (gene cartl). The record is from RefSeq and is a predicted model, not a curated record. Lineage: Eukaryota; Metazoa; Chordata; Actinopteri; Cichliformes; Cichlidae. Gene Ontology annotation, molecular function: neuropeptide hormone activity. Gene Ontology annotation, biological process: positive regulation of MAPK cascade; G protein-coupled receptor signaling pathway; negative regulation of appetite.